AUGAACUCCACCACACCAGGAGCUUCCACCAACUCAACAGCCCCUUCCAGAUUGCAAUUGAGGAAUCUGGAAAUGUGUGUGUUCAGCAUCAAUUUGCUGUUUGGUCUUCCCACACACUCCUACAUUAUAUGGCUCAUCAUCACAGGAAGUGGAGUUGCAUCAGAGUUCUUCAACCUCAAUCUCUCUGUUUGUGAGAUUGGUGUCUGUCUGGAUCAUUUGUUUUUUAUACUGUUUCAUUGGAUUUCAGUUCUUGCGCCAUUAGCACUGCUUUUGCAAGGACUGGGCAUCACUGGUCGUCCUCUGUUUCAGUGUCUGAUGUGUGUUGAGCGUUACCUGGCAGUGGUUCAUCCUGUAACCUUUCUGAAGUACAAACCUCUCAGAUAUAGAGUGAUCUGCUGCACUGCGGCCUGGAUAAUCACGCUUGGCUCCUGUUUGGUCUGCCUGAUCACAUUAAUGACAUAUAAUAUUAAUGCACAUGCAUGGUUGUUCUUGCUGCAGUUUCUACUCUUCUUCUUCAUUCAGUUGUUUUGUCUUGUGGCUGUUCUCAGAGCUCUGAAGCAGUCAGGACCAGGAGAGAGAAGAGGGGAGGAAAACCACAUGAAGAGAAGAGCAUUUUAUCUCAUUCUAAUAACUACUGUGAACAUGGUUAUCGCAUAUGUGCCAAUAAUUAUCUCAGGAGUAUCUAUAAUUCUGAAAAACGAGUAUGAUUUGACAUUUUGGGGUCCUGGUUUGGUUUGUUUUAGUCUAGCUGGUUUUGUUCAGCCUGUUCUUUAUCUGCACCGCACUGGAAAACUCUCCUGCCUCUCUUCCUCAUAA
Molecule: messenger RNA, 816 nt
Organism: Ctenopharyngodon idella (grass carp)
Lineage: Eukaryota; Metazoa; Chordata; Actinopteri; Cypriniformes; Xenocyprididae
Product: C-C chemokine receptor type 8-like
Exons: 1
Coding region: 1-816 (271 amino acids)
Biological process (GO): phospholipase C-activating G protein-coupled receptor signaling pathway; positive regulation of Rho protein signal transduction
Cellular component (GO): membrane
Molecular function (GO): G protein-coupled receptor activity
Source: RefSeq, a predicted model, not a curated record